Diversispora eburnea is the source of this 462-nucleotide messenger RNA. The record is from the annotation of a GenBank genome assembly. NCBI's taxonomy places the organism in Eukaryota, Fungi, Glomeromycota, Glomeromycetes, Diversisporales, Diversisporaceae.
AUGUAUGGAGUAAUUCUUUAUAUGGCACCAGAACUUUUUAGUUUAGGAAUGAUUAUGUGGGAAUUAACAACGGGACGUGAAAUUUCUCAAUUAUUUUUAGAUUUUGAAUAUAAUUACUGUCACUUAAAAGAUGAUAUCAAAGAACAUUAUCCAGAUAAAUAUGUUAUUGAUAUUUUGUUAGAAUUGUUAGCAUUUAAAAAGGCGAAAAAAGAAAGACUUGAAAUGAUCAAAUCCAAGAAGCGUUUGUUAAUAAUCCAUUAUACGAGCUUCCAAAUUAGUAUAUCUUUAGACUCGAUGUUAGAAUCUAUUACUAAUUCAUCAUCAAUAUCAGUGAAAUUUCCCCAUAAAGAUUUUAGCACGAUCAGAGAUCGACGAUUCGAUUUAAGCCUAUCAAACAAAUUUUCACUUGUAUCUAUCAAUGCUUUAACUGGAACUUUUCCUUCUACUAGGCUAUAUAAAUAA